UUUCACACGCCGGGCUUCAGUAGUUUGCGUACUAGGUCGGAGUAGUGAUGUGAAUUGUGAAUACAAGUCGGCACUCAGUUGGCUGCCACGCGCUGUCGGCGAUACACGUAGCGCAAUGUUCCGUGCAGUGUCAGUUGGCUGGAAGAAAUACUGGUGGGGAACAGGUGUUUUACCGGACAGAACAAACCGAGUCGAGGAUAUUUACCUGCGAUUUUAUAAUGGAAGUACAUGCGAAGAAUACGUGGACAUGCCACUGGAUCAGGCCCACCGCCUAUUCGAUAUUAAGGGCUUCGAAAAGAACAACCCUACAGUACUGUACAUGCAUGGCUUCAUUGAAACCGCUCAACAAGAGAGUAUACAAGUCAUGGUUAGCGCCUACUUAGAAGCGAGGCCUGAUACAAAUGUCAUUUUGAUUGACUGGUCUAACAUGGCCCACGGAUCUUACCUGGUUAAUGCAGCAAGAAACACAAAAAAGGUGGGCGCUGCAACUGCGGAGCAAAUACAUAAACUCAUUGAUGCGGGUUUACCUUUAGAUAAACUGCAUCUAAUCGGACAUUCCCUCGGAAGCCAUGUAGCUGGCUAUUUAGCAAGAGAACUUAAGAAUAAAUAUAGAAAAACUGUUAAAAGGGUGACAGCUUUAGAUCCAGCCUUCCCAGCGUUCUACCCAGAUGGAGUAGUAAUGGAGCACAUAGUUGACAAAGACGCAGAGUUUGUAGACAUAAUCCACACAGACGCUGGCGGCUACGGCGCGCCAGUGAAGACAGGGAGUGCUGAUUUCUGGCCGAACGGGGGUAAGAGCGUGCAACCGGGAUGUCCGAGAUUCGCGCCAGUACCUCUAUCAGAUGAGAAUUUAUGUAGUCAUUGGCGUUCUUGGAGGUUUUAUGCAGAAUCUGUGCGGAACCCUGAAGCCUUUCCUGCGUCCCCGGCGGACUCCUACCAUAAAUUCAGAGAUAAUCCGUCCCCAGAAAUUGGAAUGGUGUAUAUGGGAGCUAAUUGUGAUCCAAGCGCUCGAGGAUCCUAUUAUCUCACGACGAAUGCCGCUCCUCCUUUCGGAAAGGGAAUGGAUGGUAUUUAUUAUAAGAAAAACAAUAAGAAAACUGCGAAUGGCAAAAACAAUAUGAAAUGAAUUACUGGGAAUACAUUAUUUGUAUAUGCGUAACGGAGAGGUGGUUGUUGUAGUAUAAUUUGUAAAUACUCCUUGUUUCUAAAACUAUAGAUUAUGUAUUAAAAAUUUUCAGUAAGCAUUCAUCUAUAUUUAUUGCAUAAUACUUGUAGAAAAAUAUCAUGUUCUUGAAACUAUGGAGUACGUUUAUACGUAGAUACCAGUAUAGAUAUGAAUUGGAAUAUAUUAACAAUUGUCUUAAUGGUAUAGUUUCUAUAUAAUAGUCUUGUGAUAAUAUUAAAUCAUGGUGGAAGUGUCCAAUAUAAAAUCCUUAUACAAUUAAUUAAAUCUGAUAUCAUUGUUGUGGGGCCAAUGUAUUAGAAUAUUACUUUUGCAUAUCAAAAAUAUACGUACGUGCUUUUCUGAUCUACGUCUGUCUUUAAUAAUAGUAUAUGUACAUACAUUUUUAAAAUGAGAAGUAUACAAAUUAUAUUUCUCUAAGACUUACAACUAAAAAUGUAUGAACGUGUAUAUUUCCUUAGAACAUGAUUAGGCUAGUUCUAAAGGCGGUGAAUUGUUGUGAAAAAAUCAAUGUAGUUAAUAUAAGCAUGUGAAACAACGAUUCUACAAUCAAUAUCAAUCUAAAUUAAUUCCAUUUAUAGAAGUGACUUUUCGUGGGAUGAUUGCCAUCUAAAUGUUAAUCAUUGAAAUGCUCAAGGCAAUUUGGCAGCCUUGAAGCAAUUACAUAUUAUGUUGGUACAUAUUGUGACCAAUUAUCCUCAUACGAAGAUAAAUAUCGACCAAAUUACCAACAGU
Zerene cesonia (dogface butterfly) is the source of this 1918-nucleotide messenger RNA. Its product is annotated as inactive pancreatic lipase-related protein 1-like. The record is from RefSeq and is a predicted model, not a curated record. The coding region runs from base 116 to 1126 and encodes 336 amino acids. Gene Ontology annotation, biological process: lipid metabolic process. The transcript is spliced from 8 exons. NCBI's taxonomy places the organism in Eukaryota, Metazoa, Arthropoda, Insecta, Lepidoptera, Pieridae. Gene Ontology annotation, molecular function: lipase activity.